This is a messenger RNA of Rangifer tarandus platyrhynchus (Svalbard reindeer), 1032 nucleotides long. The record is from the annotation of a GenBank genome assembly. Lineage: Eukaryota; Metazoa; Chordata; Mammalia; Artiodactyla; Cervidae.
AUGGGCGCCGUCUGGUCCGCCCUGCUGGUCGGAGGGGGUCUGGCCGGAGCGCUUUUCGUUUGGCUGCUUCGGGACUCGGGAAAGGAGGGGAAUGCGGAGCAGAGGAAGGACGCCCCCUCAAGGGAGGCUGAGGCUGCGGGAGGAGAUCAGGGCGGUGGCGGCGGCGGACUGAGCCCCGGACCUUCUGCCAAACCAGGUAUUCUUCCUCCCAAGCAUCUUCAAGAAAGCAAUGGAUGUUUGGUUUCUGAGACCAAAGGUCCCGGUGACCUUCCUGGAGCAGCAUGGAGACAGCAGAGUCCUUCUGGAGAAGCUGGUAACCCUGAUAGUUCAAGAGCGCAUGUUCCCUCUGGCCCGUUUCCAGACACAGAAUCUCUAACUACCUCUGAGACUGGUAACUCUAGAAGUUACUCUGACGUUUCAAGACAUGAAAGCCUUGGAUCUCCUAUGGGAGAACGGGGAUUGCAAAAAGGCACAGAGACACCUUCCAAAGCAGUUCCAUGUUUGGCAGAGAAGUUUCCCUCUAGCAACCUGCUCCUGGGCAGAGGGAAAGAAGUGAACCCCGCACAGCUGGACUGCCAGACCCGGGCUGAUCAUGAGGACUGGGAGAUGGUGUCCCGGCACUCGUCCUGGGGAGAUGCUGGUUUGGGUGACGGUCUUGGGUCUCCAGUGUUAAGCGCUAAGCAGGGAAAGAAUUGGCACAGAAGCAUGCUGGUGGAAGCAAGAGGUCAGAAAGAGUGUCGUCAAGUUAGUGUCAGGUUCCAGGUCCAUUAUAUCACAAGUGCUGGCGUGCAGUUCAUCGCUGUAACUGGAGACCACGAGAGUCUUGGGAGAUGGAAUGCUUACAUCCCACUCCAGUGUAACAGGGAUGGAUUCUGGUCUCGGUCUGUGUCCCUGCCGGCAGACACAGUGGUGGAGUGGAAGUUUGUGGUGGUAGAGAACGGAGAAGUUGCUCGUUGGGAAGAAUGCAGCAAUAGAUUCUUAGAGACUGGUCAUGAGGAUAAAGUGGUUCACAGGUGGUGGGGGAUUCACUGA